CGGUCCAGUGGGUACGCUGCCGGGCCGAGCCCCGGUUCGGGUCGAACCGUGCGCGCUCCUUAAAGCGCGGGACAAAGGGCGCCGGGACCGCGGACGGCCGCGGGAGCACGCGCCCCAUUCGGACCAAAUAUGGGCUUCCGAGCCGCCAUAUUUGGGAAUCUACGUCACGCAGGAGUCUUUAUAAAGGCGGGAAUCCUCCGCGAGGACCUGACAGCACCGAUUUCAGGCUGUGCGCUCGCGACAGCCGGAAACAAACAGCUGAUGUUGUUUACGUCCUCUGAUGACGCAGCGGCCUCACCUGCGCCGGUGACCCUCCGGUAGAGUCUCACCUCCCGCGUUGGCGUCCCGCGAGCGGCAGCUUCCGCCCGGACAGAGCGCCUCUCCGCGGGGCUCAGCAGCGAAGGAGCUCCGGGAGCCGCGGAGCUCUCCCCGCAGGGACAUGGCGGCCACCAGGGCUCUGCUGCCGGAGCCGCUACCCGGUCUGCUGCCGCCGCUGUCCCCAUUGGACGGAUACCCGAAGCUGGAGGAGCUGCAGAUGCUGCUGCUGGCCGCCUCCGGGCCCGAGGGAGCCGGGCAGCUGAGCGGAGAGCCCGGAGAGUACGGAGAUUCCCUCUCAGACCUCCCGGACCUGCAGAGCCUCCUCCCGCUGACGCCCCGCCUCCCCUCACUGGCGUACAGCGGCCGCUUCUCCUUUGAGCCGUCUGUGUCAACCUGUGGCAACAAUCUGUGGGCGGAGUCUCUCCUAAGCCUGUUGGUCGGUGUGGCGGCUCCGCCCCCUGCCUCCAGCCUUCCUGUCUCUUCACCGUCAGUGACAUCAUCAUCGCCAUCCCAGCCGACCAUCAGUUCCGUCCAGGUGACCUGCAGCUCCGCUGAAAUCACCUCGGUCUUCUCGGCGAUACCGACCUACACCUCAGCCGGCGCCGAGCCGCUCCUCCCCGCCACAGACUCUCAGCCAGCCCCUCUGGCCUUCUCGCCACAGCAGGGUCCGCCUCCCGCCUACCCCGCCGUUGCUGCGUCCCGCCUCGGCCUGCAGCCAUCCUCGCUGGUCCCGAUGUUGCCGGACUACCUUCUGCCGCAGCAGUCGGACGCCGAGCUGGGCGUGAACGUGGAUCAGAAGCCGCCACCACUCACGCCGCUCUCCACCAUCAAAGCCUUCUCCUCGCAGAUCCAGACACAGCCUCCUGGCCCCGCCCACAACACGCAGCUCACCAAGUCCGGCAGGCCCAGGAAGUCCGCCGCUGGCCGCCAGUGCAAGACGCCGCCUCACGAGCGGCCGUACGCCUGCCCCGCCGAAGGCUGCGACCGCCGCUUCUCCCGCUCCGACGAGGUGACGCGCCACGUGCGUGUGCACACGGGUCAGAAGCCGUUCCAGUGCCGCAUCUGCAUGCGCAGCUUCAGCCGCAGCGACCACCUGACCACGCACAUCCGCACACACACCGGCGAGAAGCCGUUCGCCUGCGCUGAGUGCGGACGCAAGUUCGCCCGCAGUGAUGAGCGCAAGAGGCACGCCAAGAUCCACCAGAGGCAACGCGAGCGCAAAAACAACGGCAGCUCUGCCUCCUCCACCGCCGCCGCUAGCACCACACCCCCACGUACUCCUCCCCCACACACAGCUCCUCCCCCUGCUUCACCACCUCCUCCUCCUCGCUGUCACACAUCUGCAACUCCUCGCCAUGCCCCCACCUCUACUCCCCCUCCUGCUGCUCCCCGAUGGCGAGCCCACUGGCGGAGCUGCCCUCCCCCAACAGCUCCAACAUGUGUUGACCUUUGACCUCAGAUUGACAGCAUCGGACUGCAGAGAGGUUUAGUGUGCGGGGUCAAAGGUCGCCUCGUGAUGUAAAUAUGAAUCCCGUAGUUUGUACAUAUUGUUGACACGUAUGUUGAUGAACACGCGUUCACGUGCUCCGCCUACUGAGUAGGCCUGUAUGUUUACAUUUUCUACUCCACCUGUUUCCUCUCAAAGAGCUUCAACAAUAAAAGUCUGAACCCUG
This is a messenger RNA of Oreochromis niloticus (Nile tilapia), 1991 nucleotides long. Its product is annotated as early growth response protein 1. Lineage: Eukaryota; Metazoa; Chordata; Actinopteri; Cichliformes; Cichlidae. The transcript is spliced from 2 exons. The record is from RefSeq and is a predicted model, not a curated record. Gene Ontology annotation, biological process: regulation of transcription by RNA polymerase II. Gene Ontology annotation, molecular function: DNA-binding transcription factor activity, RNA polymerase II-specific; RNA polymerase II cis-regulatory region sequence-specific DNA binding. Bases 440 to 1771 code for a protein of 443 amino acids.